GCCAUUUUGAGACAGAUGAGCACGGAAGGGACCAUAUUGAGAACUCUGGAUGCCUGGGGCCGCCAUUUUAAGUAUGGGCCCAGCCGAGAAGCCCUGUACGGUGAAACGCUGUGACAUGCGGCGGCCAUAUUGGUGCGGAUCCCCUUGGCGGCGGCCAUCUUGAACGGAGACCUGCUGUGGGCGUCGCCAUCUUAGAAGUAAAACGGCCUCUUCCCAGGAACUGGAACCAAGCUCCUCCCUUCUCACUGGGUACCUCCUGUCUGCGACUGCCCUUCGGAAGCUCUCCCUAAGUCCACCCCGUUAGGGACCCUCCAUUCCCCAUAUCCUGGAAAAUGUGAUGAGCUACAGGUAUCAGCUUCUAGAUCACCACUUUAACGUUCUAGCUACAAGUACUCGAGCAGAAGAUCCAGGGGCAGCGAGGUCCAUCAGGAAGAUAUCUAAAGAAAUGGCAGACCAAAGAGAAGAAGGAGCAGCUGGGGAAAGAGAGGCAUGCAGAGAUCAGAUCAAAGAAUCGGACAAAGACGAGGAACCACCAGCUGCUUCAUCCCAUGGCCAGGGGUGGCGUCCAGGUGGCAGAGCACCUAGGAACUCAAGGCCUGAACCCGGGGCCAGACCCCCUGCACUCCCCAUCAUGGUCAAUGACCCACCAGUACCUGCCUUACUGUGGGCCCAGGAGAUGGGCAACGUCCUGGCAGGCCGUGCCCGCAAGCUGCUAUUGCAGUUUGGGGUGCUCUUCUGUACCAUCCUACUCCUGCUCUGGGUGUCUGUCUUCCUCUAUGGCUCCUUCUACUACUCCUACAUGCCGACAGUCAGCCACCUCAGCCCCGUGCAUUUCUACUACAGGACCGACUGUGAUUCCUCCGCCUCCUUACUCUGCUCCUUCCCUGUUGCCAAUGUCUCACUGGCUAAGGGUGGACGUGAUCGGGUGCUGAUGUAUGGACAGCCGUACCGCAUUACCUUAGAGCUUGAGCUGCCAGAGUCUCCUGUGAAUCAAGAUUUGGGCAUGUUCUUGGUCACCAUUUCAUGCUACACCAGAGGCGGCCGAAUCAUCUCCACCUCUUCACGCUCCGUGAUGCUGCAUUACCGUUCAAACCUGCUCCAGAUGCUUGACACACUGGUCUUCUCUAGCCUCCUGCUGUUUGGCUUUGCAGAGCAGAAGCAGGUCCUGGAGGUGGAGCUGUACCCAGAAUACAGGGAGAACUCGUAUGUGCCGACCACCGGAGCCGUUAUCGAGAUCCACAGCAAGCGCGUCCAGCUGUACGGGGCCUACCUCCGCAUCCACGCCCACUUCACUGGGCUCAGGUACCUGCUGUACAACUUCCCGAUGACCUGCGCCUUCGUUGGUGUUGCCAGCAACUUCACCUUCCUCAGCGUCAUCGUGCUCUUCAGCUACAUGCAGUGGGUGUGGCGGGGCAUCUGGCCCCGACACCGCCUCUCUCUGCAGGUAAACAUCCGAAACAGAGACAGGUCCCACAAGGAAGUCCAGCGGAGGGUCUCUGCCCAUCAGCCAGGAGGCACAGGGCCGCAAGGCCGGGAGGAGUCCACUCAGCUGCCGCCCAUUACAGAGGGUAGUGAGAGCCGGGCAGACCCCUCGGAGCCAGAAGGCCAGCUGUCUGAGGAGGAGAAACCAGAUCAACAGCCCCUGAGUGGCGAGGAGGAGCUAGAGCCCGAGGCCAGUGACGGUUCAGGCUCCUGGGAAGAUGCAGCUCUGCUGACGGAGGCCAACCUGCCUGUUUCUGCCCCUGCCCUUGCCCCGGAGACCGUGGGCAGCUCUGAACCCUCCACAGGCACUGUCCGACAGCGCCCCAUUUGCUCUAGUUCCUGAAGAGAAUAGGGCAGAGUCCCCACACUCCAGCCCUCUCCCCCCCCCCCAAUCCCUUUCCCUUUCCGGGGCUCCCCCAAUAAACUCUUUUCAUGCCAGCUGCC
Molecule: messenger RNA, 1926 nt
Organism: Delphinapterus leucas (beluga whale)
Lineage: Eukaryota; Metazoa; Chordata; Mammalia; Artiodactyla; Monodontidae
Source: RefSeq, a predicted model, not a curated record